Messenger RNA from Xyrichtys novacula (pearly razorfish), 12644 nucleotides. The record is from the annotation of a GenBank genome assembly. NCBI's taxonomy places the organism in Eukaryota, Metazoa, Chordata, Actinopteri, Labriformes, Labridae.
CAGCUGUGAGAUUGUUCGGUGUGCUGCAAAGAGGUGUGGAGCUGGAUAAAGAGUUUCAUCAGACUCUUGGGGCUUGUUUCCUAGUGUCGUCAUCCUUACUCAGCUCUUGCACCAUAUCACAAAAGCAGGUGAGAAUAAUCUGAUACUUUAUGAGACUUUCUUCUUCAGUAUGUGGCCGAAGGUCAUGAAAAGGUUUCUUCAGUGGCCUUAUUUGACAGGGUAGCGAGCAAGAAUCUGUGUUUCUUUACUUUGUUGAUCAUUUCACAUGUUCACAUGAGGUGGUACAGAUCCCUUCAGUCUGCUAAAGGCUUAGAUUCAUGCUGGUCCGUCUGGUGUGGAUUAGGACUGUGGAGCUGCUGGCUGUGUGACAGAAAUACUCUCAAAGACGAAUGAAGCCUGAACCAAAGCAAAGUGUUUGUACUUUAAAAGAGAGUUUAACAAUAUCAGAGCAGAAAAGAGACUAGUAAGAGUAAAAUGUGAUCUGGAAGCAAGUGUUAAGCUUGAAAUCACAGUUUUGGUGUCAUUUUAAAAUCUCCUUUUACAUCAAACAGAACAGAGUAUUUCUGUUCACUGCUCUGAGUUACAAGCUGGUGCUUCAUUUAUUAACCUGUCAGAGUGUGCACUAAGCAUGUAAGUGUCACUCUGACUGCAUGCAGCAGCUUAUGUAUUUUAAAUAUAGAUCGACCAUAUUUUAAAACCCAGGGACAGUUUAAUUUUACUGCAAAUUAGUGGUCAAAAAUAAGAGAGUUGGCUGAGAGCAAAUACAUAAUGCCUGUAUUUUUUUUGCAUUGGUCAGGAUACAACAACUUAAAAAUACGAACUAAUUAGAAAUAGAAUUAUAAGCCUCAGUGAUGAUGUAUUCAUGGAUAACAUUAAAUUAACAACACAAUCAGUCAAAUUGAGGAAAGGCAAGACAUUGCUUCAUAUCCUUUAUUAAUUAACAUAAUUCAAUUACAUGUCAUCAUUCAUUUCUAAUGAUGUUCAAAUAUAUAAUUAAUGCACACAUAAGAAAUUAUUUGUCAUGCUUUUAUUGUUAAUGGUUUGUCCUAGUUGUUUUAGGCUGUUUUAUCUCUUGCAGCAUAUUGUGAAGUAAAAGCUUUACACAGCUAAUAAAACAUUUCAGAGAAAGGUCAAAGUUCAACUGAGAAGUCACCUGAAGAGGCACAAACUUAUGAUAAACCUUUAAAUGUCAGUCUUUGAGGGCUACUAGCGCUAGGUUGUCAGCAGCUGCUUCUUCUUCUUCAACUUCUCCAUGUCCUAUAUGGCAAACCUCGUAAAGGACCAUGAGUCUUUCCUAGUGGUCUACCGGCCUCCCGGGAGAUCCACAUCAUCCUUUUUCUUCCAGAAAGCAUCCAAAGAGAAGUAAUACAGCAGAGGAUCCAGACAGCAGUUCACACUAGCCACACAUAGUAGAGGUGUUAUCACAGAGGGUUUUGUUGUUGUGAAAACACCAACAUACAGAGGCAGGAAACAUAUAGUGAACAUGACCAAGCCCAUGACAAAGAUCAGCAUAACAUUCACCUUAUUUUUGACCCUUGCAGAGUCAUUUAGGUGUCUUUGCAGAGUCCAUGAUACCAGAGCAGUGCACACAAUGUUGACGGCCAGCAUGCUAAACACCAACAUAGGCUGAAUGACUCUCCCUAGAAUACUCUGAAACUGAGUUAUUUCAAAGCAGGAGGAGUUGGAGGACUGGUUUAAAAAUUUGAAAAACAUCACACCUUCAGCGAUGUUUAUCACAGACACAAAGAGCCACACCAGUGCAGCAGCUCUCCAGGCAUUAGCCGGGGUCCGAAGAUGGCGUGACUUCAGAGGGUAAACCACAGCCAGCAGCCGGUCCACGCAGAUGAGGGUGAUGAAGAAGGCGCUGGAGCGGAUGUUGUUCCUGAAGAGCAUCACUGUAAAUAUGCACGCAAAGUUGCUCGAAGGCCAGGAGCCUGUGGCAUAGAAGUAGACCCUCAUGGGUAAUGAGAUGACCAGCAGCAGGUCUGAGAUUGCCAGGUUGACCAUGUAGACAGCACUGGGAGAUUUGAGGCUGUGGUGACGGAUCAGAAUCCACAAUGACACAGCAUUCAAAGGCAGACCCAGCACCAAAAUGCAGCCGAAGAGCGCAGCAUAAACCGGUUGUGGCUCUGAUCCUUCUUCCAGAGUGUUGUUCAUGUCCAGACCCGAUGAGAAGCAAAAUGUCUCUGUGUGAUGAAACUCACAAGCUACACCAUUGCACACUCAUGAUUUCCUCUUUCUGAAGUUUAUCUGUGAGCACUCAGGGUCAUAAAAGGUCAGCUUGGGAUGAUUAAACACGUAACAGGAAACUCUCUUGACAUAGUUUGAGGCUGGGAGAAUGUGGCACCCUGAUACCUUGAUGCGAACAUAAAACAAGAAGAACUGAGAAUAUUGAGAAUAUCUCACUGAGAAUAUCGCCUAUGCCUCACGAUAAGUGGCUCAUGCGUAAGAGAUAUGUUCACACACUCCUGUAGGAGCCACAGAGAUGUCAGUCACAGUGUUACAUCCCAUCAAAUAACCAGUUAAAGCCAAAUUACACAGAAAAUGAGCUCUUGGACACAAAUCGGCAUGAUAGGAAACAGCUCAAAUCAAAGAACUCAAGAUGAAGACAUUUUUAUUUAAUGCUUAUUUUGGUUUUCCUGUUUGACCCAUAUCCCAUCUGUUAACACUUUUUCUGUGUGUGUGUGUGUGUGUGUGUGUGUGUGUGUGUGUGGGUGUUCAAAAGUUUUAGCCUUAUAACUGGUAGCUGUUCAGUUACAACUGAAAUCUUACACCUAUCUCUGUGUAGUUGUUAAAGCUACUGUGAGAAACUUUUGGUUUGUGUCGAUUUUGGCGCCUCCUGUGGACAAAUCUCAUCAACAUGAGUGUAGACAGUCAAAUUUAUCAUUUAUUAUGAAUAUUAAAUGCAAAAGCAUAAAAACAGGACUGCCUCUCCAGCUGCUUGGCUGAAACCUAUCCUCCCACACUGGUGCCAACAAAUAAAUAUUACAGAAUAAAAUUUAUAAAUCUUCUUACCGAUGGUUUUGUUUCAUGUGAGAUAUUAUUAAAAGGCAUCAUCUGAAUUUACGAGUGUCAAAAACUUCCUCACAGGAGCUUUGAAGUUAUCUAUAAUUUGACUUAAAGCUCUAGUGAAGAACUCUUGGUUUGUCUGGAUCUUAGUGCCUCCUGUGGAAGCAGCAGUUCCUCUUAAAUCUUUGCUGAUUUUGGAGUAUUUUUUCAAGUCAAACAUAUUUUCCUACUUUCUUCUAGCAGUCAUAAGUAUCAGUCAUUCAACGUUUUGUCAUUGGAAAUUCACACAGAAGUUUUAAAUAAUCAGCAUACAGCAUACAGUGAUUAUUAUAAAUGCUCCAUUUGAUCUAGUCUGUGGUUUAGGUAGCUUUUUGGUGAUAUGUUUCCUGUUUGAGAAUCAUAAAGUAUGUGAUAGUUGCCGAUAAUCAUGAUUUUUAUUGCGUGUACUAUUUCAGCAUCAGUAGUUUCAGUUUGAUCUGAUCCCAGAACAGAAAUGAGAUGGACUUCUGUGGAAAUUAGAGACUAAAAAGUUGAUAACAUCCUCUCGCUGUUUUGCGGAAAGUGAGAUCACUCCACAAUGUGGCUAAUCAUAAAGGUCAGGAUGUGGGUUUGUGGGUUCCAUGAUCAUGUUUCAUACGAACUCAAAUAAGCCUUGCAGAAUGAUUUUGCUUGAAGAUUUCAUCUAUGCAAGGACAGAAAUGUAAAAACAGAAAAUUAGUGCUUUUUAGAGGUUAUAACUUCCUUACUGCUGUAUCUUCAAAGAGGAACACAGGAGUCAGUAAACAUCUGCAUUUUUAAACCCUUCCUAGAUGUUGUUCACCACUUCCCCUUUAUUCAUGGUGGUUAAGAAAAUACUAUUUCUAGAGUUUUUCAUUAGACUGUGUUGCUAAAAUGGCUUUCUGGACCAUGCACUGCAUAAAACAUGGCUGUAGUCAAAGUGACAUCCACAACUGGUUUCUGGGAGGCUUUUGGAAAACCAGGGCAGCACCUGUGAUAAUGCGAUGCUGCUGAAGCUGCAUGUACUUGUCACUCAAACCACACUCUUAUGCAAAUCUAUGCAUCACCCAUCAACUCACUAUUUUGGUGAGCAGUGCAGCCCGGCAUCAGUAUCCCCCCUCCCUAACUCAGCUCCUCCCAGCGGCGCAAGUCUUAGAGAGGGCGUGGAGUGAGUUUAACACAGCCGAGACCUGUUUUCGCCAAUCAUAUCAGCUCCUCUCCUCACCUUUAAAUCCGCCACAGGCGAGACGUAUUACAAUUUUCGUGAAGUAGUCAAAGAGAUCAAGAGAUGUCUGAAUACAGUAAUGCCACAUGAUGGCGACAGAAGGCAGCUCCUCAACAAAUGUCGCUGUAAGCGCUGCAGAGGGCGUCCUCCACACUCUCUCAUAUAAGCACAGAGGGAUUUGGUGUGUGUAAUGUUGGACCCACUAGUAAGACAAACACCUUUUCCACAAAUAGACACUCACAUAAAGUUGCAUAUAUUCAAACCUCACGUGACAAUGGUGGGUUGAGCCAUCUGUGCGUAUAUGACGUAUCGCGCUCCGUGGCCUGGCUCUUUCUUUCAUAGAUGUUGGCAUAUAAAAUAAAUUUGGCUCACAAAACUGAAUAUUAUAAUAUUCGUAUGUAGGCUUAAAGUAAAAAACUCAUCUGAUCACAGAAACAAAUCGUCUGUUCGGCCUUGCUGCUGCAGCAGCUGCAGCAGGACCGAGAGAGGACACAGAAACAUGUCCAGGUCGAGCUGCGUGAGAAAUAAGAGGAAGAGGAAGAAAGAAAAGGAGGGAGACAAAUCUUGUUAACGUCAUCAUGUGUGUUUAUUUACUAGAUAUUUAAUUUCAUUUAAUGCGGUUUCAGCUGUGUUGAUUCGGUCACGUUGUGUGUCCAAACGCGCUCAUCAGAGCAGAUACAGAUCAGAAUAUAUCUGUAUAGAUCUAAAUGUAUGUGCUGACUCAGAUUAUUAGUUGUUAUUGAUUAUUUUUUGCUCUGAAAUGUGCCUGACACUGUGGAAACCUGCUGGUGAGGCAUCAGUGACGUAUGCUGAUACGCUGCAGGUCUACCAAAAUACCACUAGACCAGCUGCGCUCUGACUGCGCUGAAAGCUGACCAGGUUUGAAUCAGCGAGCUUUCAGCGCACUUUCUACACCGCCGACAAGCACGAAAAUGUCACUGCACCAGCUGAUCCUGUCAACUCCUCCCCCUACCAUGCCACCACGCCCAGCUUGGCGGACCUUGGUGCGCUUCAGUCUACAAAAAUACCAAACUGGCUGUACGCCGGGCUCCACCAGACGAAAGUAACACUGCACGGGGUGCGCCACCCUCUGCCGCGCUGCGGGUGGGCACGAAAAUAGAGCCCAUAAUCUAUUUGUGAAGCAGAGUUUUGAAGCCCAUCAGCAGCGGUUGGGAUUUAAGUAAUGCUGACUCAACCCACAAGGGGCGGGACUUUAACCUUCUCACAAGUAUUUGGAAGAUCUAACCACAGAUGUCUUUAUUUCUAUGGUAAAAGUGGACUUUUUUGGCUUAGUGUGUUACUGGUGCCUCUGCAGUCAACCUCAAGUGGACACUUGGAGAACUGCAACUUGUUCAUUUCUUAAUACCAGAGUUGCUGCUCAGUAAAAGAAGGACAUUUUUCUGACAGGGAUCUGACUCACUUUGGAAGCCUUUGUGUUUUGUAAGCUGAUUCUUUGUCAAGUGAAAUGUCUGUUUUUGUGAAAUGUAAUUUUUGGUAGGUCAAAAGUGGGAAUUUGACCUCUUAGCCCUCAGUGUUAAAAGCUGGUACCUCAUAAUGACUCUCUGUUUAAAUGCACUCAGGACCGUUAAGUGCUGCACAACAAAAAAAGCUGAGACAAUCUGCACAUCCAAAAUUUUUAACAAGAAAGUGAUGGAGACUAUUUGCCUGGAAGUUAAACUUUGAUAAAGAUGAUUAUUGAGAUUGGACAACCAGAUUUUUAUGUUUUCACACUUAUUAGUGAUUUCUGAGUCCGUUUUUCUGUGAGGGGGAGUUCAGGUCAUUGCUUCUGCACACUGAUGCAGCAGUUAAUAAUAUCCUGGUGCAGCUCCUGUAGCUCCACCACUCUUUGAAUAAAUGAUUAUGAGGCACAAAGAUCUCCUUACAUCACCAAGCUGACGCUCUUUUCUGCUGAGUGGUUCAUAUACACCACAUACACACACUCACACUCUCUUGGAUACACACAGGCUCAUGCUGCUGUUAUUAAAUUCUAUAUGAAGAUCAUAUCAACGCACUGGUCAUAUCAAGUUCAUGAGUUUCCGUGAGUAUAAAGGAGCUGCAGAGACGAGGAGUUGGUCCUCAGUCCUGCAUGUGUGUGUAACAAGUUCAGCUAGAGAUAAAAAUGGUUUCCUCACUCACCCGCAGUCUCAUCCUGUUGCUGCUGAUCAACUUUGUUGAUGCAGGUAAGUUGAUUUUUUAGCUUGUGUCACAAUGUGGUAAAAUCUUUGAAAGGUUGCAGUUUGGUUUUUAAAGCACUUAAGUUGCAUUUUUUUAAGGUUUUAAGUUGUGUAGUUUUUUACUCUUACUCAAGUACUUAUUUGGAUUAGUACUUUGGAUUAGAGUAAUUUUCUCUUCUAAGCAACAGUGCUUUAAAGACUGCCCAUCUCUGGAAAUCUGACGGUGGUGAUUCGAGUCAGAGUGUUAGAUUAGAGUAGAGAAAUGUGUUGUUACAGCUGAUUGGAUGUUGCACCUUACGUUUUGACACAAAUUGUCUGGAGUGGUUGUUCAUGAGAGUUUGAGGCUAAAAAAGAGUCUAAAAAAACCUUUGCACCAGGGCCCAUGACAGACUGAUCAAAACAACUAAUCCUCAGGCUCAACCUCUGUGUAAUAAGGCACCAGAGAAAUAGCGGUGAUCCUCAAAAUCAGCCAUUGAUGCAACACUGAAUUAAAGUCAACCAUCUGCUUAGAAAAGGUUUCAUUAUUGAUGAAAUACUUGAUGUUUAGGCACCUCAGCACCACUUUGUUAGAGGCUGUGUAUCAGGAUUCUGAGAUGUGGUGUCACCCUUCAAAACAGUAUCAUGCCGCGAAUUGUUGACUGAAUUAACUAUCAUUUAAAAGAAUGAUUUUAAAACUGAUUUAACCAUUAUUUUUGUCAUGUGUGAAAAUGAAUUUGCAAUGACUUUGCUUUAUUCAGCUCCUCUCUGAUAUUUAUGUUUCUUUUUUGUUUCUGGACUUUUGCUGCCAGGAAGGACACUGUGGAAAAUUAAGGAGCGUGUACAUCAGCUCCAGCUGCAGAAAGCCAAACAGCUUCUCCUGACCCAUCAGCCUGUCCAACCUGUGAAGGAGGGCAGAAUUCAUCAGCAGCUGGACCACUUCAACCGGCAAGACCCUCGCACCUUCCCACAGGUAGAGCAAUCAAAAAGACACUUUGAUGCUUUAUAACCGCUUUAUAACCAGACUAGUCUAAUCCAAAGCUAUUUAUGGAUGUUUCGGUCAAACUGAAGAAAUGAUUCAUUUACUUUGUCUCAUCAGAGGUUCUUUGUGAAUGAAGUGUUUUGGCGGCGUCCUGAUGGUCCGGUGUUCCUCUUCAUUGGAGGAGAGGGGCCCAUCUUGGAGUUUGACGUUCUAGCAGGUACUGCGUGCAGCACGUGUCCUCUUUCAAACAACAUAAUCAAACAGAUCAAAUGUUUGAACCAAACAGGCUGAAACAGAAAGUGGAAACUCUAAAUGAAGCAUCAUGUUGCAUGUUUGUAAGAUGACUCCUGUUCACCUGACUUUGGUUUACCUUCGCUUUUUCUUUCCGGCUCUGCUCUGCUUUCUCUCUGUUGUAGGUUGCACAUUUCUCACGAAGAGCGUCUGCUUUUUGACAUUUUUUGCGUCCCCUGUGUACAAAGCAGUCUUAAUCUAUCUCUUCCUCUGUGUCUUCUGACAAAAAAUCUUAUCCUGCUUCGACUGUGUUUUUUCAGGUCAUCAUGUUGACAUGGCUGCAGAGCAUGGAGCUCUGCUUUUGGCUUUGGAGCACCGUUUCUAUGGCAACAGUAUCAACCAAGAUGGACUCAAAACAGAGAACCUGGUACACCUGAGCAGUCAGCAGGCGUGAGUGUACCAAGAUUUAUGUGCAUGCAUGUCAUGGUUUGGGCUUUAUUCAACGCAUUAUGCAUUUGUUUAAAGUUUACAAGAGUGGAAUACAAACAAAAUAUCAGGUUUUUUCCUUUUCUCAAAUAUCACGUUUUUCCUGACCUUCUCCUCAGCAUAUCAAUGAAAACACACACAAAAAAAAACACCUUUUUAAAAGCACCAGGUACAAAGAUGGUGAGGAACAGUCUGUAUUCAUGCAUGCUUCUGUGUUUCUGAUUCUUCCUGCGCUCCUGUAGGCCCUCGCAUGCAACUCAAAAUGGACUUCAUUUUCCAAACUGAGAUCAAAAUGGUUAAAGCAGAUUUUAUUUUUAAUUUAAAUGUGUGUUUUUCUCAUCUAGGCUGGCUGACUUGGCUGUUUUCCACAAGUUCAUCUGCCAAAGUUUCAACCUGAGCCACAGGAACACCUGGAUCAGCUUUGGGGGCUCGUACUCUGGAGCACUGUCCGCCUGGUUCAGAGGAAAGGUGCAGGAUUUGACCCAGAUAUGAUGCUUCAGACGGACUUAAAGCUGCAUGAUGCUUUUGACUCUUCGGUUUUGGCUUUACAGUUUAUAAACUCAAAUUUUUAAAUGAUAUUUUCUGGAUAAAACCUCAGAAUUUUUUCGUAUGAUAUUCUGGAGUGUCAAAAGUUUAUUACAAAUCAAUUAACUGUAUAAACUCAUGUCAGAAACCACAAUUAGGAGAGCAGGAAGUUUGAGAUCGCCUCUAUUUUUUUGUAUAAAACCAGAAUUAUCUCAUUUAAAUCUAGUCGUUUGGUUUGGGAUUACCUCAGAGUAAGUAUCGCUGUGUAAAGAGCAUGCAAAAGGUCAAAAAGACGGCAUCAAGAGAUCAGACAGCUCUUUUUCUUGCAGCGGGAAAUAGAAAUGUUGCCACAAUAAAUUUAAGAUUACAGUAGUGUAUUUUUGAAUGACUAAAAAUGUCUAUUCCUUUCUUUAAAAAAAAUAAAAUAUAUAAGCCCCAAACUUCUUAACAGACAAAAUGACAGACAAUAAAUCAGAAGGGUUUUUUUUCUAUCACUCUAUCACUUUCCAUCACGUUUCUGCUCUUCUUUGCAGUUUCCCCAUCUGGUGUUUGGAGCUGUGGCCUCUUCUGCUCCUGUAAAGGCACUAUUGGACUUUUCUGCCUACAGCAAUGUAAGCUAAGUCUGUAAAUAUUAAAAUCACUGAACAUCAAGUGCCUGUUUUUUGGUCACCCACAAAAGACAACAUACUGUACAUACAGAUUUGCUGAUUAUCCCUGAUAAGUUUGUUCAUGCUUGAUUUUCACUGUUUCAGGCUGUCGGCUUGAGCCUCCUGAAUGAAGCAGUUGGCGGCUCAGAGAAGGUGUGAGGUUGGCCUUCUGUCCGAGCUUCAUGCAACAGUCUUCAUGGCUUCAGUCAGUCAUGUUUUAACUUCUUUCUCCUGCAGUGUCUGGCUGCUGUUCGGGGAGCUUUUGCUGCUGUGGAAGCUGAACUGACGGCUGGAAAUGCCAAACAAGUCGCCAAAGAUUUCCGCUGCUGUCAAGUCCCCGAGGAUCUGAGCGACAAGGUGAUUGUGUUUGUUUUUAUGGGAUUUAUUUUGCUGGGAAAAGACGCAGGUUGUUUGGCUUCAUAAAGUUGGACAUGCAUUCCCAUAGGGCUUUUCCUUUUCAUCUCAAAUUACUUUGAUAUGCUUUAAAGCAGGAUUUCUAGGGGCAGAAGAUCUGCAACAGCCCGGGGGAUCUUUAUUUGGAGAUUUGCUGCAAAUGCUCCAAAGAUAUAGAUAUAAAAGCCCAUGCAAAAGUCCAAAACAAAGGUCCUGCAUAUGAAAAAACACCCUGCCAAAGAAGCAGCUGCAUUAACAAGAAACAUGCUAUAAAGACACAAAUGAUGCAAAAGUCAAAAACACACAAAAUCAGAAAAAAGCAGAAACACACAAAAUUUAUUAUUUUACUGACAUUGAUAUUGAAUACUGCUUUAUGAAAAAGGUACUACGGAUAAACUGAUCACCACAAUAGAUAAAUAACCUCUUCACACUCCAUCUCUUUUCAGGUUGAACUGAUGCAAAACCUGGCUGAUAUCGUCAUGGGAACAGUGCAGUACAAUGAAGAAGGUGUGCUCAUGACUAUAAAUGAGAUUUGCAGAGUUAUGACCAAUCACAGCGAGGAGAAUGAGCCUUAUGACCGCCUUGUUAAACUUGCACAGGUAUGUAAAACACUCACUGACUGAUCAGGAUGAUCCUCUAGCAGGUCCACACUUUAACCACCAGAUGUCAAUGUUGAGCCAUUUUUCCAGGUGCCACCAUCACACACAGGGCUCUUUUAAUUCUACAGUCAGUGUUUACAUGUUUUGUGUGUUUGUUUGAUUGCAGAUCUACCGUUCAACUAGCGAGGAGUCAUGUGUGGACAUCUCUCAUGAGAAAACGGUGAAAGACCUGAUGAAUACGUCCCUUCAUUUGGGCAGGAGAGCAGAGAGAGCGUGGACCUACCAGACCUGCACUGAGUUUGGCUUCUGUACACACAAUUGAACACACAUGCAUACACACAUACACACAGAGAAUGCACUCUUUCCUGUGUCCUGACUCUCUGUCCUUCUGUACAUGCAGACCAGACUUGUGAGGAUGCCUCUUGCCCGUUCUCUGGUAUGGUAACCCUGCAGACCCUGACUGAAGUUUGUCCUAAAGUAUUUGGCAUUUCCCAGCAUUCCCUGCCUGGACGCAUUGCCUUCACAAAUGCUUACUAUGGAGGGGACAACCCAGCCACACCCCGGGUCCUCUAUGUCAAUGGUUAGAGGCUAUCUCAGAGUCAAAACAUAGUCACUGGACAUCAUCUAAAUAUUUUAUGGAUUUAGAUUCAAUGUCUCAUUAGGUGGAGUUGACCCGUGGAGGGAGCUGUCAGUGGUCCAGGAUAGGACUGAGGGAGGAGAGGAAGUCCAGACCAUCUUUAUUAAGGACACGGCUCAUUGUGCUGACAUGAUGAGUAACAGAGUCACAGACCGCCGCUCGCUCAGGGAAGCCAGAGAGGUACUUACUAUGUGUCCCAGUGACGGUCCAGUCUGAAUAAAAAGUUUGUUCACAAGUAAAUCUUCAUAAAUCUGUGAUUGAAGGUUCACUUACUGGAGAUGUCCUAAAGUUUCAGCAGCAUCUUAAAGAAGUAUCUCUUUUUUUUUUUUUAUCAGAAAAGUUGAGAUACAUUGGAGGAAUUAUCCAGGUUUUUCUACCAUAGGUUACAUGUGUAGAAACAGGAAUCUCUAACAAUACGGAUACAGAUUCUGGAUUGAAGUACUCCUUUGCUCACCUCUUCUAUCAGCGACAUAAUGAUGGCCUUUUAGGACACUGGUAGAUCCAUGUUAGUCCUAUUUUGCCACAUAAUCAGUUGUGUUUCCCCCCCCCCCCCAUCUUUCUGCUCAUCAGGAGAUUCAGAAACGCGUGUCCGGCUGGCUGAAGACAGCUGCUCAGGAUCAGAUGGAGGAAAAAAACACCUGAUCACAUUAUAUCCUGAUCAGCUCUUAUCAGUUUUCCUCAGACUGAUAAGCUGCGGUUAAUAAGCCGGUGUUCCUGGCUGCACUGCUUCAUCACAGUCCUCAUCUUCCUCCAUUUCCUCUCUGAGACCUUCCUGUUCUCCACCUCCUUCUCCAUCCGUCCAUCCAUCAGUGUCUCACAGCACCCUGAUCGUCUGUGUUUGUGCGGUUUGACUUAGAGGCCUCUUUAGUUUACAGUGGACUAUCUGAGUUUUACUGAAAACUUUCAAUACCUUUAAUGUCAAAAUUUAGGGAAGACAUCAUUCUUGAAUUUCAUUUUUGUAAUUUAUCUAUCUACUAAUAAUACUGUAAAAAAUUAUUUGGCCUGCAGGCUUUGGAAGUGUCACCAAGAUUUUAACACUUUUUGUUUUCAUUGAGGUGAUUUUUCAUUGAGGUCUUUUUCAGUCUUGGGCAUUUUUUUUAAAAUGCUUAUUUGUUAGUUUAUCUUAUUGCCUUUUCUUCAGAGAUUUCUUCAGAUUUGGUAUUUAUUAAUAACAUUUUACACUGUCCAUGUUAAAAAUCCUUAAAUUCUUACAGUUUAAUGCACAGGAGCACUAUUCUCAAACUGUUUAACUACACAGCCUCUCACAAAGUGCUCAAAAAAGUUGGAUAUGGAGUGAAAAAUGAUCAUCUAAGUUCCCACAUCAAACUAUGCACUUUGCAGUUGGUGAACUCAUGAUAUAUGAAGUGAUUUUAGCCCAUGUACUGAUUUCCACUACAGAGAUUUAGCUGUUUUACUACAGUGCCACCUAAAGGCUGAAAAUCAUGGCUGCGUAGUAUCACUAUUUGACCUUGUCCUUUAUUUAAAGAAAUAAUUUUUCAGAAAAAUAUUAUGAAUAAAAAGAAACUACUAGAGUUAGGUCAGAUUUCUUAAAACUGCGGUCAGAAUUAUAAAAAAGGAAGGUCUGUAAAGGAAAGUCAGAAUCCUGACAUUUUCAGAAAGUCUGAACUCUUAAAGUUGCUUGGAUUAAAGUCAGAAUUCCGUGGGAAUCUACAGAGGCGUAUUGCAUUAAUUUAAGAAAACAAAGAAUUAGCUCUGUUUAUAUCAAUAAAUUAAAUAAUUAUCACAGAAUAACAAGAUUACAG